Esox lucius (northern pike) is the source of this 2481-nucleotide messenger RNA. RefSeq names its product zinc-binding protein A33-like. The transcript has 2 exons. Lineage: Eukaryota; Metazoa; Chordata; Actinopteri; Esociformes; Esocidae. Gene Ontology annotation, molecular function: protein binding; ubiquitin-protein transferase activity; zinc ion binding. The record is from RefSeq and is a predicted model, not a curated record. Bases 109 to 1767 code for a protein of 552 amino acids. Gene Ontology annotation, biological process: protein ubiquitination.
GCAAAGGACUCGCUGGCAUUCUCAGAAAGCCUACAGAUCUGCCCAAAGACAACCUUUUGUUGUACUGUACUGUAAAGAAACAAUUCAAGCAUAAAACAAUAAUAAGAUAUGGCAUAUUCUCCCAGUCACAUGUCUGAAGAGCAGUUCCUGUGUUCUAUCUGUCUGGAAAUGUUCACUGAUCCGGUCACCACCCUAUGUGGACACAACUUCUGCAAGGCCUGUAUCAGCAAAUACUUGGAUACCAUUGAACAGUACCAGUGUCCAAUGUGUAAGGAAAUAUUUGAGGAAAGACCUAAGCUCAUGAUCAACACAACACUAAGAGAGGUUGUAGAUCAUUUCAAGAGGAUCAUAGUCAGAGACAGAGAUGACUUUCAUGCCGGGCCUGGAGAAGUUACCUGUGAUGUCUGCACUGGGAGGAAGCACAAGGCCUUGAAGUCAUGCCUGGAUUGUCUUACCUCUUACUGUAAGACUCAUCUGCAGCCUCAUCAGAUAGCCCCAGCACUGAAGAGACACAAACUGAUCUACCCGGUUGAAAACCUGGAAGACAGGAUAUGCAAAACCCACAAGAGGCCUUUGGAGCUGUUCUGUAAGACUGACCAGAUGUGUGUGUGUCUGUUCUGCACUGAAACGGUCCACAAUGGUCAUCAAACUGCCUCGCUAAGUCAAGUGUUUGGUGAGAGGAAAGCUGAGCUGGGGAGGACAAAAAAUCUAGUUCAGCAGAUGAUCAAGAAGCACGUUCAGAAGGUGAAAGAGGUCAAACAUUUUAUAGAGGUUAGCAAGAGAGAUUCCGAGCUUGAGCUUGCCAACAGCAAUCAGGUUUUCACUGUUCUAAUACAAUAUGUCCAGAGAACCCAGGCUGCGGUGGAACAGAUGAUUGGAGAGAAGCAGAGAGCAGUACAGAUUCAGGCAGAGGGACACGUUAAAGAGCUGGAGCAAGAAAUAACAGAGCUACAGAAGAAAUGCUCUGAGAUGGAGCAACUCACACAAAUUAAGGAUAAGCUCCUCCUCCUUCAGAGCUCUCCGUCCCUGGGCCUCCCUACAUCCACUAAGACUGGGUCCGUUCUCAGUCUAACAUGGGAGCGGAGUACAAAAAACCUUAACAAAGACAUAGGUCAACUGGAUAAGACUGUGAAAGGAGCCCUCUCUAAGCUUAAGGAAAAAUGGAUAAAUGUAUUGGAGAGGUCAGAGGGCGAUGAGCUGAAGAGAAUGCAACAGUACGCUGUGGAUGUCACUCUGGAUCCUGACACGGCGCAUCCUCUUAUCAUUGUGUCUGGCUGUGGAAGAAUUGUGAGAACAGGUUAUUUUGAACAGAACCACUUCUACAACCAAAAGAGGUUUACAAGUCGUGUAGCUGUUCUGGCAAAGGAGGGCUACUCCUCAGGGAGAUUCUAUUAUGAGGUACUGGUGAAGGGGAAGACUGGUUGGAAUGUAGGAGUGGCAAAAGAAUCCAUCAAGAGGAGCGGGAGUGUGCUUUACCCAAAGGACGGGGUCUGGAGUGUGUGGCUGUCUUUUCAAACUGACUAUGAGGCCUGUACAGAACCCCAUACCACUCUGUCACUAAAGAGCAAGCCAGAGAAGUUGGGGGUGUUUGUGGAUUAUGAGGGUGGUCAGGUCUCCUUCUACGAUGUGGACACCAGGUCUCAUAUUUUUUCUUUCACCGGAUGCAAGUUCACAGAGAAGCUGUAUCCAUACUUAAACCCAUUCGAUGACUAUGAUGGUUCAAACUCAGCCCCAAUGAUCAUGACCCCUGUCAAUCUAACACCCUAAGGGUGAUAAGAUAGGGAGGUUUGUGGUUCGUUCCAAAAGCUAAUUUAUUUUAAAAAAACAUUGUUAUAUGUUGCCUUCAACCCCUUGUCUAUAUUAUAGUAACAGAAGAGGAAUAGCAGUUUGUUAGGCUGUCUGUGGUUGGCCUGCACCAAAUCAUUUCUUCAACAGAUGACUUGCCAGAAAAAAAUAUCAAUACAUAAAUGUCUACACCUGGUACUUACAACAAAUCAUUGUAACUUUGACUUGAGAUGUAUUCUAUGGUCAGUAAAAAUUUGAUCUUUUUGGCCCAAAAAACACCAGAGGUGUGUUUGGUGUAAAAAUAGGAACGGUCAUGCAGAAAUACCAUACUCCCCACUGUGAAAUAUGGUGGUAGAUAUGUGAUUGUGGGACUGUUGCCUCCAAAGGCCAAGAGGUCAUGUUUAGUAUACAAAGAAUUAUGGAAUCUGUCAGGUACCAGAAGCUUUUAGAUUAAAAUCUCACUGCCUCUUCCAGGAGACUAAAACAGGAUCAUUGUUGGAUCUUCUAGCAGGACAAUAAGUACCACAAGCAACCCCUCAAUCCAUUCUGUAGGACUGACUAGAUUUGUGAGUGUCCGUUCUGCAUUGAAAAAGACCAUAAGUGUAAUCACGGAGUCCCUCUAAGGAAAGAAAAGAAAGCUGGUGAGAAGGAAGUGUGAUGGCAAUUUCUAAAGUCAAAACGAUUUAUGAAUUUGGG